Messenger RNA from Hyaloscypha bicolor E, 2400 nucleotides. Its product is annotated as aconitate hydratase. Bases 1 to 2400 code for a protein of 799 amino acids. The record is from RefSeq and is a predicted model, not a curated record. Gene Ontology annotation, molecular function: aconitate hydratase activity; 4 iron, 4 sulfur cluster binding. Lineage: Eukaryota; Fungi; Ascomycota; Leotiomycetes; Helotiales; Hyaloscyphaceae. Gene Ontology annotation, biological process: tricarboxylic acid cycle. Gene Ontology annotation, cellular component: cytosol; mitochondrion. The transcript has 10 exons.
AUGCUAUCCACGAGAAAGUUGGUUCUGGGCUUGGCCCAAAAACGAGGCCUUGCCCAGCUGGGCAUUCGGAGAAUGGCCACGGUCAGCGAUUCUCCUCUGGACAAGAAGGUCCGCCAGAACAACCAGGAGGACGGCAACUUCAUCAAUUACAAGAAGAUGUCCGAGAAUCUCGCCAUUGUUCGGUCACGCCUUAAUCGCCCUCUUACCUAUGCUGAGAAGAUCCUCUACUCUCAUCUUGACGACCCUCACGGCCAGGAGAUCGAACGCGGAGUGUCAUACCUCAAGCUUCGACCUGAUCGCGUUGCAUGCCAGGAUGCGACCGCUCAAAUGGCAAUUCUUCAAUUCAUGUCUGCAGGCAUGCCAUCGGUCGCCAAUCCUACGACCGUCCACUGUGACCAUCUGAUCGAGGCACAAGUUGGUGGUCCAAAGGAUCUUGCCCGCGCGGUAUCGAUCAACAAGGAGGUCUACGAUUUCCUCGCUACAUCUUGCGCCAAGUACAACAUUGGUUUCUGGGGGCCUGGCUCCGGCAUCAUUCAUCAAAUUCUUCUGGAAAACUACGCUUUCCCCGGUGGUCUCUUGAUCGGUACCGACUCGCACACUCCCAAUGCUGGUGGUCUCGGAAUGUGUGCCAUUGGUGUUGGUGGAGCUGAUGCGGUGGAUGUUAUGGCCAACCUUCCUUGGGAAUUGAAGGCACCAAAGGUCAUUGGUGUCAAGCUCACUGGUGAGAUGUCUGGCUGGACCUCAGCAAAGGACAUCAUCCUUAAGGUUGCGGGCAUCCUUACUGUCAAGGGUGGAACUGGUGCUAUUGUUGAAUACUUCGGCGAAGGCACUAACUCCUUGAGCUCGACGGGUAUGGGCACCAUCUGCAACAUGGGCGCUGAGAUAGGCGCAACCGAAAUCAUGCUAAUCUGCGUACAGACUUCUCUGUUCCCCUUCAACGAUCGCAUGUACGACUAUCUUGCGGCAACCAAGCGCUCGGAAAUCGGAGAUUUCGCUCGUGUCUUCGCCAAAGAGCUGCAGCCUGAUGAAAAUGCUGAGGCAAGGCUUCUCUUUUAUCAAAUUUACGACCAGAUCAUCGAGCUCAACCUUUCGGAACUCGAGCCACAUAUCAACGGUCCUUUCACCCCGGAUCUUGCUACACCUAUCUCCAAAUUCUCCGAGGCUGUCAAGGCCAACAACUGGCCCGAGGAGCUCAAGGUCGGUCUGAUCGGUUCUUGCACAAACUCCUCUUAUGAGGACAUGUCUCGUGCCGCGUCUAUUGCACGUGAUGCUCUCGAUCACGGUAUUAAGGCCAAGUCUCUCUUCACUGUCACACCUGGUUCCGAACAAAUUCGAGCCACCAUCGAACGAGACGGUCAACUCGCAACUCUCGAGGAGUUUGGUGGCAUGAUUCUAGCCAACGCUUGUGGGCCAUGCAUCGGUCAAUGGGACCGAAAGGACGUGAAGAAGGGUGAAGCCAACUCGAUCGUCUCAUCCUACAAUCGUAACUUCACUGGACGCAAUGAUGCUAAUCCUGCUACCCAUUCUUUCGUUACUUCUCCGGACCUCGUUGUGGCGCUCACGAUCGCUGGAUCUCUGCACUUCAACCCUCUCACUGACAAGUUGAAGGACAAGGAUGGAAACGAGUUUCUCUUGUCCCCACCAACUGGCGAUGGUCUUCCAUCAAGAGGAUACGACCCCGGACAAAAUACAUACCAAGCCCCACCUAAAGAUCGCGCAUCUGUCAGCGUCGCCGUCUCGCCCACCAGUGACCGAUUGCAACUUCUUGAGCCCUUCGCUGCUUGGGACGGAAAGGACAAGCUUGAUCUUCCUAUUCUGAUCAAGACCAAGGGAAAGACUACCACUGAUCACAUUUCCAUGGCCGGUCCUUGGCUCAAGUACCGUGGUCACUUGGACAACAUCUCAAACAACAUGUUGAUCGGUGCCAUCAACGCGGACAACGGCGAGGCCAACAAGAUCAAGAAUUUCACCACCGGCGAGUACGAUGCUGUCCCAGCGACUGCCCGCGACUACAAGAAGAAGGGCAUCCCGUGGGUUGUCAUUGGAGACUGGAACUACGGUGAGGGAUCUUCGCGAGAGCAUGCUGCCCUGGAACCAAGACAUCUUGGUGGCUUGGCCAUCAUCACCCGAUCUUUCGCCCGUAUCCACGAAACAAACUUGAAGAAGCAAGGCAUGCUUCCCUUGACCUUCAUUGACCCGGCAGACUACGACAAGAUCCAGCCAUCCGACAAGGUUGAUUUGUUGUGCACGGAGUUGGCGGUUGGCAAGCCAAUGACAUUAGUUGUUCACCCCAAGGAUGGAAAGUCGUUUGAGAUUAAGUUGGCGCACACUUUCAAUGCUCCCCAGAUUGAGUGGUUUAAGAACGGAAGUGCCCUUAAUACGAUGGCAAAGUCAGCGUGA